Molecule: messenger RNA, 348 nt
Organism: Cryphonectria parasitica EP155
Lineage: Eukaryota; Fungi; Ascomycota; Sordariomycetes; Diaporthales; Cryphonectriaceae
Exons: 2
Coding region: 1-348 (115 amino acids)
Source: RefSeq, a predicted model, not a curated record
AUGCCCGCCUCCGUGGCCCCCAUCCCUAUGGCGCCCCCCCUCCCGCUCUCCCUCCCGCUCUCCCCCAGGUCGUGUCAUCCCUCUGGGCGAUGGGCGGGUCCCAGAGGCGGUUCGCAAGGGGCUGCGGGGCCAGGAACUCAUCUGCCCCGUUACACGACAAGACACCACAUGGCCACACAAGACAGCAGUGGCACGUACUACAAGAGCCCAUACGCCCUGGGCUGGAACCGCUACACGCCAAACGAGGGCACAUACGAGAGACAAUACCAGCCACGCCAGGCUGUUUUGGUUCGGCAUUUUGACCUCAAGAGCCCAGCGAUACAAACUUGUGCAGGGGGGUCAUCAUGA